Messenger RNA from Moneuplotes crassus, 764 nucleotides. Lineage: Eukaryota; Ciliophora; Spirotrichea; Euplotida; Euplotidae. The record is from the annotation of a GenBank genome assembly.
AAAUAAUGCAAUCAGAAAGACCUUACUUUAUAGGAAUUGCAGGAGGGACAGCUUCAGGGAAGACAACACUAUGCAAGGAAAUCAUCAAGCAACUUGGAGUGGUGGGAGAUUUCACCAUGAUCACUAUGGACAACUUCUACAAAGAUCUAACUCCUGAGCAGAUGGAAGAUAUAGCAAAUUACAAUUUUGAUUCUCCAGAUAGUCUAGAUUUUGACGAAAUGCAUGAAGCAGUGCUUAAAUUACUUGAUUACGAAGAUGUUGAAAUUCCUGACUAUGAUUUCUCAAUCAAUGCCAGAGUGAAGCCAGGAGUCAUACUCAAAGCAUCCCAUUUCAUCCUCUUUGAAGGAAUUUUGGCGCUUCAUGAUGAAAGAUUGAGGGAGCUCAUGGACUUAAAAAUAUACGUAACUGAGAGCUCAGACACUCGCCUUGCAAGAAGGAUCAGAAGGGACACAACGGAAAGAGGAAGAACACUUGAGAAUGUGCUCUUCCAAUGGCACAAGACAGUGAAGCCCUCGUAUGAUGAAUACGUUCAUAAAACAAUGAAAACAGCUGAUAUUAUAGUCAAUGGAAAUGAUAGUAACCACAAAGCAAUCUCUUUUAUUGUGAAUAACCUCAAGAUGAUUUUGAGGCAAUAUUUAGAGUCUCCUAACCACGAAAUCCUUAAGGCUAAAGCAGAUUCCCAAAAAGAGAUCAAAUCCGAAAAGGAGAGUCCUGAAGAAACAAAAUAAUUUCUAUAAGCAGUCAUGAACUUCCGGUCCUAUUUC